AUGUCUGAACGACUUCCUACCAAUGACGAAAUCACCAAGCAAGCUGCCAAAGGAAUCUUAUUCACCCCGGAGCAGGUUCAAAAUAUUGCUAAGAAGGAGUUAGAGAUCAGUGGUCCAGGUAUUGCCGCCGGCGGGCCGGCUGCUACCGCCCAAAGUUUCUAUGACAAGCAACAAAACUUCCUUGAGGAAGCUACCAAGUUGGUUGAUAAACCAGCUGCUGCUAUUUCCAAGGAACAAGCUUCACACAUUAUGUCCCUAGAGACGAAAGCCCUCGCUGGCCAACGUCCGGCUAAAGGCUCUCUUUCUUCAACUCUCCAGUCUAUUGCCGAUCAUAACUUAACGGAAUCUACUACUGACAACAAGGAAGCCGAGGCUUUCGUCACGAAGGGAGAUGCUGCAAAGGCUAUGCAUGACGAGGCUGUUGCUCAUGGUGGAACAGUUGCCAAAGGUAGCAAUGCUUCUCAAUUGCAGAGUAUUGCAGACAAAACAGAACACUUAAAGCAUACUCUUGCGGAAAGUCUUCUCAAGGAAGCCAGAGAAUAA
Molecule: messenger RNA, 543 nt
Organism: Orbilia oligospora ATCC 24927
Lineage: Eukaryota; Fungi; Ascomycota; Orbiliomycetes; Orbiliales; Orbiliaceae
Exons: 5
Coding region: 1-543 (180 amino acids)
Source: RefSeq, a predicted model, not a curated record